CCGGCCCGGCCGCUCCGGGAGGGGCCAUGGUGGGAGCGACAUGAGCCCCGAGCCGGAGCCGGAGCCGCCGCCAGCCCGGGACCGGGCGGCAAAGAAGGAGGAGGAGGAGCCGCCGCCACCGGCGUCGUCGUCGCAGCUGCCGUCGUGGGAGGGCGGCGACGGCGCCAGGUGGGGCGGCUGCAUCAUGCUGGGCAAGAGGGUCGGCCUGACGGCGGGCGGCGGUGGCGCGCAACAAGGUAUUGGUCGGCCGAGUGUUUACCAUGCAGUGGUGGUCAUAUUCCUGGAAUUCUUUGCCUGGGGGCUCUUGACAACUCCAAUGCUAGCGGUCUUACAUGAAACAUUUCCCAGUCAUACAUUUUUAAUGAAUGGACUUAUUCAAGGCGUUAAGGGUUUUUUGUCAUUUCUCAGUGCUCCACUAAUAGGUGCUCUCUCAGAUGCUUGGGGAAGAAAAUAUUUUCUUCUUCUUACAGUUUUCUUCACCUGUGUCCCAAUUCCAUUAAUGCGAAUAAGCCCAUGGUGGUACUUCGCUAUGAUUUCAGUAUGUGGAAUAUUUUCUGUUACCUUUUCUGUAAUAUUUGCCUAUGUAGCUGAUGUAACAGAAGAGCAUAAAAGAACUACAGCCUACGGACUGGUAUCUGCCACCUUUGCGGCAAGCUUGGUGACUAGUCCUGCCCUUGGAGCAUACCUGUCUGCCAGCUACGGGGAUAGUCUGGUUGUACUGGUGGCCACGUUGGUGGCUGUCGUGGACAUCUUUUUCAUCCUGCUAGCUGUACCAGAAUCUCUGCCGGAAAAAAUAAGACCUGCUUCAUGGGGAUCUUCUAUAUCAUGGGAACAGGCAGAUCCUUUUGCAUCUCUGAAAAAGGUUAGAAAAGACCCUACAGUUCUCCCAAUCUGUAUUACAGUGUUAUUCUCAUAUCUGCCUGAGGCUGGCCAGUAUUCUAGUUUCUUUCUGUACUUGAGACAGGUAAUAGGCUUUGGAUCUGCUAGCAUUGCGGCAUUUAUAGCUGUGGUGGGCAUUCUGUCCAUAAUAGCUCAGACUUUGUUUCUCAGUAUCUUGAUGAGAACUAUAGGGAACAAAAACACAGUUCUCCUUGGUCUUGGCUUUCAGAUCUUUCAGCUGGCUUGGUAUGGUUUUGGAUCUCAGUCUUGGAUGAUGUGGGCAGCGGGAGCUGUAGCAGCGAUGUCAAGCAUUACAUUUCCAGCAAUAAGUGCUCUGGUUUCACGAAAUGCAGAGGCAGAUCAACAAGGUGUUGUCCAAGGAAUAAUAACUGGAGUAAGAGGACUGUGCAAUGGCCUGGGACCAGCACUGUAUGGCCUUAUUUUCUUUGUCUUCCAUGUGGAAUUCAAUGAAUUCCUACCUGAUAACACUUCUGAAACUGCAACACAGCAGUAUCCCAGUAAUAAGGUCCCUAAGGCAGCACCUUCUCUGAAAUGGUAGCAUGACAGCUUAUCAGAGAGUUCAUGAAAAGAUUUUGUUCUGAGAGGUUCCUGAAAGAAUGAGGAAUUUGCUGGAAGCAUCUUAGCAAAAAUGUCGUGCUCAAUUUUGGCAAAGAGCUGGGCCAACAGGCACAACAAAAUGGGUGGAAUUUAUGGUUAUUAAAUGUUGAAUGCUGUUGCAUUGAUUAAUAACAAGUGUCUGUUACUGUUUUGACAUUAAUUGUAGUUCUCCAUUAUUUUGUGGGUGUUCAUCUGGCUUUCUUGAGAAAAAAAAGAACAAUGGACGGGUGGUAAUAAGGGAUCUUUUAAUUUAAAAAGUUAUCAAAAUUGUAGAAAGAGCGUGUUGUCUACACAUGCUGUUCUCAGAGAAGUCCACAUUAUAGUAUAGUUCUAUUUCUAUAAUAUCUCUGGAGUUAGUCAGGGUUUUUUAACUGUAAGGAUGAUGAUGAUGAUUAAUGAUGAUGUUUAUUGUAGACAUUGUUUUGGAAAGGCCAACAAAUGGAAUAAAAACAAGAAAGGCUGUUUAUUUCUGGACCACUUCCCCUUUUUAUCUUAUUUACUGCAACAAGAAUUUAGACAGAUGCAAGAAUGAUGUUGAAUGAUAGCUAUCUGGAUUUUAGUGUGUUGUGCAGCUAUUUAACUUGAUGGAGGACUCUAUUCUAACAGGAAUCAUGCCAUUUGCACAUUUGCUUUAUUGAAAUACAGACCUCAACAGUAGGCAUAAGUUAUGUAAGCAAACUGGUUCCAAGGCACAAAAUUAUGUUAGUGGUUGUCAUUUCUGUGAAAUGUAAUUGGUUCAGAUGGUCUUAUCAUUUCCACACUCUGCUUCACUGCACCUGAUCAGUUUCUGGGUAGAUUUUAACAAUAUCAAAUCUUAUUUAAAAAGUUUCAUUUGCAAUUAAACUGUUUGCUGUACCUGCAAAAGAAAUAAGAAUUUUCUUCUUGUUCUUUCAGUUUGGAACAUGAAAAUAUGAGAAUUAGAAAAUGUAAUUUUCUUGAUUUGAUCCAGAAAACUUACCAGCUACAAAAAAUUGGAAAUUUUUAAUGAUGUCUUCAGGUAUGACUAUCCAGUUUCCAUUUUAUUUAUUUUAUAAUCUGUUCAAAUCUAAGAUUACUUAAUACUUUCUCUGUGCUUUUGCAUUUCUAAGGAUUAUUUUAUUUCUCACUUGCAACUGAGCACACAUGCAUGCAAUACAGCAGGUUUUUCUUCAUCACUAUUACAGUGCAUCAGUAUCUUAAAAAGGUUGUCAGUGAUAGCAUAUUAAAAAUAGAGAACUUUUGAGAAUAGCUAAUUUAUUCUUUCCUUAGUAAGAGUAAUUCUACAAAACCCCAAAAAACUUCAAACACAGCCAUUCUCCCCAAAAAAACCAAGAGUCUAAAGUACUGAGAUUAUUUUAAAUUUUUUUUCUUGGCCCAUUAUCUUUUCACCAAUAUCUGUGAUGCUUGAAAAUUAACAAGUUAUUGGCUAGAGUGUAAAUCAUCAUUUUAGUACUGCCCACGAAGUACACUUUAUCCUGAUUCUCUCUCUUAUUAGUACUGACAACUUUGAUUGUAUAUCCCUAAUUAUUUUAACUAAACUGCAGUGUAUAUCAGAGAUAUAUAAAAAGAAAACCAGAAGAUAGGUUACUUUUGUAUUUAGCUCUAGAGCAAUUCUUUUCAGAAUGUUGGAUCCUUUAUGAGUGUGCAAAAUUCAAAAUAGGAGUUGUUAGGCUUGAGAAAAUUCAGUGAAGAGUCAAGAAAAGAACAAGUUUGCUGUAAAUUGAGAGAUUCCAGAAAAUAUAUGGCAGGUAAAAGAGAAAGAGAAGGAAUUGUAAUUUACAGAUAUCUGAGAAAGGACAGAUGUCUUCUAAGAAAUAUAUGAGAAGAAGAGACUGAAGUUAUAAAAGAAGAACCGAGUUU
Molecule: messenger RNA, 3336 nt
Organism: Melospiza georgiana
Lineage: Eukaryota; Metazoa; Chordata; Aves; Passeriformes; Passerellidae
Gene: SLC71A2
Product: major facilitator superfamily domain containing 14B
Exons: 12
Coding region: 41-1438 (465 amino acids)
Biological process (GO): transmembrane transport
Cellular component (GO): membrane
Molecular function (GO): transmembrane transporter activity
Source: RefSeq, a predicted model, not a curated record